AUGCGGCAAGUGCAUUGCCCCCAUCACCUCCGGCCACGCCAGCAGCCCACAGCUAUCGGUGCUGGCCACCGGUGGCCGCAGCCGAGGCCAGGGCAAGUGCCGAGCUCAGCGCUGGGCACACGGCUCUUCUCUGGGCAAUGUCCCCAAAAGGUGCUGGUUGCGUCACCGGUGCGGAGCUGGCAACCCCCGGCACGUCCCGUCCCCCCCUCGCAGGGCUGCAAAAGCAAACGGCCGAGCAAGCGUGUCCGUCUGUCCGGGGCUCCAGUUGCUCCUCGCUUUCGGGCAGCCGUGGCCAUGGCCGGGAUCGCCGUCGUGCUCAGCCUCACGUCGCUGCUGCCCACGGCCGCCUUCCCCUGCGGAGCCCCACGCCUGCAGCACCCGGGCAAUGCCACGGCAUCGCAGCUGCUGGGGAUGUGGCUGUACGUGGCCGGGGCUGCCCAGUUCCCCCAGCACCUCCUGGAGAUGCUGCUCAUCGACCACGGCCACCUCCACGUGGAGCCUCACGCCAGUGAGCAGGAGCUGCUCAUCACCCAGCGCGUGGCCGUGGGGGACCAAUGUCUCACCAACAACUCCACCUACUUCGAAAUCACCGCCGGUAACACCACACUGGUGAAGCACGCCAAGACCCAGCAAACUGUGGGGAUGCUGGUGAACCUCAGCUCUGAAGACGUUUUACUCAUCCAGUACCAACUGCAGAUGGAAAGAACAUAUUUGGGACUGUAUCUCUACGCCCGAAACCUGAGCGCAAGCGCAGCCCACCGGGAAGAGUUCGAGCGUCACGCCAAGUGCCUGGGGCUGAGCAAAGAGGAGAUCGUGUACGCGCCGUGGAAAACGGAGCUGUGUCAAACGAAAGAAAUCAAAAAAGGAAACAGCCCAUGCACGGAGCCCACGGCUGCGGCCACAGCAUCACCUCCUCCGGGUACCCGCCAGCCUGGGAGCACGGGUAACUGAUGCCACAUUAGGCAAUAAAUGUUUUCUUCAAAUUUGA
Aquila chrysaetos chrysaetos is the source of this 988-nucleotide messenger RNA. Its product is annotated as alpha-1-acid glycoprotein-like. NCBI's taxonomy places the organism in Eukaryota, Metazoa, Chordata, Aves, Accipitriformes, Accipitridae. Bases 1 to 951 code for a protein of 316 amino acids. The transcript has 6 exons. The record is from RefSeq and is a predicted model, not a curated record.